AAGAUUGCUUUAUCUGGCUCCCAACAGUCCGUUAUGGCUGUGUUGAAAAAUAUAUUUUUCUUUUGCCUACUUCUUCCAUCACUGAAGACCAAAAUUACCAAAUACUUCCCAUGUGAAACAGAUGUGCAUUUUACUAUGGUAGACUGCUCUGACCGAAGACUUGAAAAUGUCCCCUCCAUCAAGUCUGAAACUGUUAUGGCAGUCAAUUUAAGUAAGACCGAGUUGCAGAAAAUUAACCAGAGACAUUUAUCAGGUGUCCCAAACCUCCACACGCUGAAAAUAACGGGGAACUGUCAACCAGAACGCCGGGGAUCUUCUGCCCAAUCAUGUGAGAUGAAGAUUGCCAAAAAUGCCUUCAGCAAACUACUGAAGCUUGAAUUUUUGUACCUGUCAGGAAACAGCAUCACCUCUAUUCCCUGGUUACCCAAAAGCCUGAAGGUCCUUGAUCUGCAGAAUAAUCACAUCUUCCACAUUGCCAAUCCCUUGGAAACGCCACUUCUUGAACAGCUCUUGCUCUCCUGGAACUGCUUUUAUGCAAACCCUUGCUACCAGCCUUUUUACAUCAGCGAGAGUGUUUUAGGAGAGCUCCCUAUUCUCAAAAACCUGACGUUAGGAUAUAAUAAUUUAACAGCUGUCCCUAAAGGGUUACCACCUUCUCUAGAGAACCUGGAUUUAAGAGAGAACAGAAUCACAGAGGUCUUAGAUGGAGCAUUCGCCAACCUAACUUCCCUUAAGGAAUUGAUUUUGGAAUGGAACUGUCAGCGUUGUGACCAUGCAGCUCGUCCCUGCUUUCCUUGCCCAAAUAAUGACUCCCUUCUCCUCCAUCCGAACUCACUCUAUUCUGAAAACAGCUCCAUUACCUUCCUAAGCUUAAGAGGAAACUCUCUCAGAACAUUCCCAGAUGGUCUUUUUCGACCGUUAAAGAAUUUACAUGGAUUGGACCUCUCUGACAACCUCCUGGCAUAUGCUAUACAGAACGGUACUUUCUUCUCAGAGCUAAAAGCCUUAACUUGGAUUAGCCUCCUCUAUAACUACGAACCAUUGAAGACAUUUCCCGAACUGAUCCUCUCCCCACAUAUGAGCAACGUAUCUGGUCUACAAAAACUUCUUCUCAGUGGUAACUUUUUCCGCACAGUUUCAAACAAGAGCUUCAACGUUCUGUCCAAACUACAAAAUCUAACAACUCUAGAACUUAGAAUGAACUUCAUCAAUAGCUGUGAUUUCAAAGGCCUAAAGCAGUUGCCGUCUCUCAUCAAUAUUGACCUUUCUCAAAACAUGCUGAACUUCCUCCCAUGUUGCUUGAGUCUGUCAUCUGAGAUCAUGGUGCAUGGAAGCUGUCAGAACCAGAAAGUGUAUACACAGAAUUUUCCUGAUGUUUCGCUUUUGCUACUUGAUAGGGAAGCCACAUCUGGAGUUGACAUCUGGGAAUCAAACCAGCCCAACAGGAUGGAAAUGUCUGAGGACAAUGUGAAUGUAUUUCCAUCAUUAUGGGACUUUAAAAAACAUUUGUGCGGACAGAACCUAACAUUUGACCUCUCUCAGAAUAACAUAAUGUCUCUGAAUACAAAAAUGUUUGAGGACAUGGAAAAAGUAGUUUGUUUGGACCUUUCCUACAAUUACAUGAGUCAAACAUUGAAGAAAGGGGUGUUUCAAAGCAUGAAAAAGUUAGCAUUUUUGGGUAUGUCAUAUAACAGACUUGAUUUUUAUUAUACAGAUACUUUCAGUGAACUUAAUAGCACCCUGAAGGUGCUAGACGUCAGUAACAAUGACUUCCACUUCAAUAUGAGGGGGAUGGGCCACCGUUUAGAGUUUCUUCAGUAUUUGACUAACCUGGAAGUUUUAAGUCUGGCAGAUAAUGGCAUUGCAAAGCGAAUAGAUCAAAGGCUGGUGAGCAAGUCUUUGAAGUACCUCUACUUCAAUGGAAACCACCUGAAUAUAAUGUGGAAUUUUGAUAACAACAGGCAGUACAUUCACUUCUUCCAAAAUCUGACAAACCUUGCCUAUCUGGACAUCUCUAACAAUGAACUGAAGUCAAUCUUACCAGAAGUGCUGACUAACCUCCCAGGAAGUAUUCAGUACCUCCGUAUUAUCGGCAAUCAAUUGCAAUGCUUCCCAUGGCCGAACAUCUCAGCCCUCAGCAGCUUGCGUCACCUGAACCUCAGCCAAAACUCCCUCUCCAACUUGCCUUCUAACAUCAUUGGAUUUGGAGCUAAUUUUUCUCUUUUGGAUCUCAGUCACAAUCGCAUUAGUUUUAUUCCUGAAGAUUUUUUCAGUGAGGCGGACUCCUUGCAAUAUCUGUAUCUCAACCACAAUCAGAUCAAAGAGUUGAACCAUGAGUUCCUCCCUGCCAUCUUUAAAAAUGGCAGUGCUCUUCAGAAACUCACCCUGCAUGCAAAUCCAUUUAAAUGUGAUUGUGAUACAUCAUGGUUCUCGGACUACUUGCGUGCAACUACGAUACAGAUUCCUCAUCUAUUCACGUAUGUACACUGUGAAUACCCAGAGUCCCAACAAGGCAAUAGCAUACUGAAUGUGGAUCAGCAUUCCUGCCAGGACAUUUACGGUAGCUUUGCCUCCCUCGUCUGCUCCUUCUUGACUGUGGCCUUCACUGUUCUGCCCCUACUGAAGCAUCUCUACGGCUGGGAUCUGUGGUAUUGCUUACAGGUACUCUGGGCAGGACACAAAGGCUACUCCCAGCUGCCUGGAGGUGAUUCACAUCAUCACUAUGAUGCUUUUGUGGUGUUUGACACCAGGAACUAUGCUGUGAGAGACUGGGUCUACAAUGAGUUAACUGUCAAUCUGGAGAACUCUGGCCACAGGAGGUUUUGUCUCUGUCUAGAAGAGAGGGACUGGGUUCCUGGCCUUUCAUGCAUUGAAAACCUACAUAACGCCGUCUACAACAGUGUGAAAACGGUGUUUGUGCUGUCCAGCAGUGCUAACGGUACUGAAACAGUGAAUGGUGUGAUCCGCCAGGCUUUCUUCAUGGUUCAGCAGCGGCUUUUGGAUGAGAAGGUGGAUGUGGCUGUGCUGGUUCUGUUGGAUGAGAUGUUUCCCAAACUAAAGUACCUUCAGCUGAGAAAAAGGUUGUGCAGAAAGUCUGUGUUGUCAUGGCCAAGGAACCCAAAGGCACAGCCUCUUUUCUGGAACCAAGUGAGAAUGGCAUUGUCCUUAGAUAACUUAAAAUUCUAUGACAACAACAUGAGUGAAAGUUUUAUCUGACUACCUUUUAACAUCUGAUCUAAAAAGUCCUAUUUUUUGCCAUCUUUUCAUUACCUCAUUAUGUCAAAAUAACCCUUGUUGUGUCUCACAUGAGCGAAAUGACUUUUUUAAGUACGUAGCAUAAUUGUUAUAAAAGUGAUACUUAUUUAUGAUGUUGAUAUCUAACUUUCAAGAUUAUAAUUUUUAAUUCUUUACAUUCUUUUACCCUUUUUUGCUGCUGAGUGACUGACUUAAUCCUUGCCUCCAAAGAGUUUAGUCAUAGCAUGAAAAUGUUGCAGCUGUGGCUGUAUGUUUACCAAAGAUGCUGUAAAUUGUUCAUAGACACUGAUUUUGGACUCAUAAAAUAAAAUUAACUUGGAUUUAA
Messenger RNA from Notolabrus celidotus (New Zealand spotty), 3580 nucleotides. It is a transcript of the gene tlr9, whose product is annotated as toll-like receptor 9. The coding region runs from base 34 to 3216 and encodes 1060 amino acids. The record is from RefSeq and is a predicted model, not a curated record. Gene Ontology annotation, cellular component: plasma membrane. The transcript has 3 exons. Gene Ontology annotation, molecular function: protein binding; pattern recognition receptor activity. Lineage: Eukaryota; Metazoa; Chordata; Actinopteri; Labriformes; Labridae. Gene Ontology annotation, biological process: positive regulation of interleukin-6 production; canonical NF-kappaB signal transduction; toll-like receptor signaling pathway.